AUGCUUGAGACGUUGCGAAAUAAUUUGCCUCCUUCUGUAAAGAUAGAUAAUAUUUCCUUGUCAUAUAUAAAUCGUAUUUUUCCAGAGUUCAAACAUACGCCGUAUUUUAUUUUGUACAAAGAAAAUUCGAUCUCACUGGAUCGCCUUUGAAGUAUUCAUUUAAAGGAGAGGACGAUUUUGAAGAUAGCACAAUUUUGGUAAAGCAAAAUUGGUAUGAAGGAGAAGAAAAGUAUUUACCACUGAGUAGAACAGAAGCAUGGUAUUACAUUAAGAAUGAUCUCUACAGUAUAACUAGAAUUAUAUUGAAUGUAUGUAUUGACUUCAUAAAUGAUUCUUUUCCUCCAAUAUUUGCACUUUGCGAUAGCAAAGAUCAUAAGAAAAGCAAAUUGUUGGGUGCAAUGAUUGAAGGAGAAUGGUUUACGACCAUAGAAGCUUUUACAGUUGAUAAUGAAACUUUUGAAACUAUUAAAAACUGUUCCUCUAAAAUAUUUCAAGAACACUUAGAACUUUCACAUGCAAGUGAGCAAGAUAUUAUUGUCUCUGCAUUUAAUGUUUUUGAUUUGUUUGGAACAAAAGAAGAAAUAAUUGGCAAAGAUAAAAAUGUAGGAAGUAACUUUGAAGGGAGUUUAAGUGUUGAAGUAGACACCUGUAGUUUAUCAAGUACAUCCACAAGAACAUCUAAAAAUAUUUUAAUUGCUCAAAUUGCUACAAACUCAAAUAAUAGUCCUUUAAAAGAAUUGUGGAAACAACUAUUAUUGUUAAAUCAAUAUUUGAAUAUAGUGGAAAAUUAUGCAAAAGAUGAAGAUUCUCAUUAUAAUUCAAUUCCUUUAAAAUUUCCACAUGAUUUUAUCAAUCCCUAUAAAGAGGAAUUUGAUACAAUACUGAACAGUUUAAAUCUUUUGUUAAAUGGAGAUUACAGUUUUAGAAGUACUAGUGAUACUAAGAAACAUAAAACUAAUUUUUCGAAUGAAGAAAAUAUAGAAAAUGACAUGAAAAUCCAUCAAUGUAUAAAAAGCCUAUCAUUUAGAUACAAUUUGGAUUUUACAGAUUUUUUAUGGGAAUUAUUGAUAAGUCAAUUUUACAAAUUCAACAAAAUUUGCUAAGAUUAUUACCAAUCCACAUCAGCAAAAAAUAAUUUCACAUCUAUUAUCGGGUAGUUUACCAUUAGAAUAUGUUAUAGAUAUGGGUUUUGAAAAAUUAUGCAAAGAUUACAUAUCUAUUUUAGCAAAUAUAAAAUUUGGUGAAUUGCAUGAUGUUCAACAAAAAUUAAAAAAUGUAUCUUAUAAUGAGUUUACAGUUAAUACUUAUAGAAAAAGAUUGUUAUAUUUGGUACAAAUUCAUGUAUGUUUGGAAUUUAUAUUAUUAAUACAAGAUAAUUUAGAAUGUUCAAAUGACGAUUUAAAAACUUUGUUUUGCUGUGCAUUCAAACAGUAUGUCAAUGAGAAAUCACCAAUACAAAGUUGCUGUGAUAUACAUCAAAAUAAAAUUUAUACUUUAACACUUCCCCUUCCUGUUUCGGCAAUAAAUCAUUUAAAUGAAAUCCCAAGUCUGAGAAGAAUUUCACUUUCAUCUCAAUCUAAAUUAACGAAACUGACAACAAUUAAAUGUUAUAGCCAGUUAUCAAUUUUUCCAACGAAUAUAUAUCCAUUAGGUAAGAUCAUUCUAUCUUAUAGACUAAAAAUAUGAUAUUUAGGAAAAUACAUACAUAAAACUUCUUAUGACUUUUUUUUUUUAGAUGAUUCAAGUAUAAUAAGUGAAGGAUAUCAUGUGAUUAAUGCAAUUUGUUCAUCUAAUAAAUUUAAAUAA
Molecule: messenger RNA, 1806 nt
Organism: Heterotrigona itama
Lineage: Eukaryota; Metazoa; Arthropoda; Insecta; Hymenoptera; Apidae
Source: the annotation of a GenBank genome assembly